Molecule: messenger RNA, 1259 nt
Organism: Suillus bovinus
Lineage: Eukaryota; Fungi; Basidiomycota; Agaricomycetes; Boletales; Suillaceae
Exons: 4
Coding region: 1-1218 (405 amino acids)
Source: RefSeq, a predicted model, not a curated record
AUGCAAGCCAUAGUUAGCAAUCCGAGUCUGGGGAUCGACGUGAAGUGUCUGGAAUCUGCGCAUACAACAUGCACAGACAUCUAUCUGUACUGGCUUGCCAUUGUCACACAAAUGGAACAACUCCUUCGAGGCAAUACAAUUCGACUGUGGGAAGAGACCAAAUUGGCCAUUCGCACAAUUACAAAUGCGCAGUUCAAUCAGAUGAUCAACAAUGCACCAAAUGAUCCAUAUAUCACAGCAUUUUUCUUGCACCCAGAACACCGAACUGCACAGAUCUACAGGAAUAUCAAUCCUCUUGACCUGCCUCCCAUCCAUAUGACGAAAGGAAAUGGGACAUAUAGUAUUGUAUCCCCCGAAGAUUCAAUCAUGAAGAGAGUUGGCACGAGCCUUCAGCUUAUGCUCAAGCACGAGUAUGAUGAUGUUUAUGAUGGGGUGAGGUCAGACCAAGCCACCACAAAACUUAUGAAAGAGAGAAAUCCCCACUUCACUGGAUUGACUCCACAAGAGGCUCUGCAGGCAUUGAAGGUCAAGCUCAAGGAGUAUCAUAAAGGAGCAGAUCCUUUCAACCGUAAGAUUUGCAAGCACGAGAAUGUUCGAGACUGGUGGUUAGCUGUUCAAAAGGAUGAAAAUGCACGAGUUCUUGGGGCCCUUGCAAUCAAGUUAUACUCCGUUGUCCCAGUGUUGAUGGCCGACAAGAGGACAGUUUCAACAAUCACGUGGCUUAAAAGCCCCACUCGAAGCAGACAAGACAUCUCGACAUUAAAAGAACAUAUACAGAUUCAUCAGUGGCACCGCUGGCAAGCUGACAUGAGCAAAGAACCGACAGUCGCUCCUUCCGUCAAAUGGCGAGAUAUGUAUGCAACCAUCCAUGGUAAACAUGAGACACCACCUGUUGUCCCGCCACCUACUCGACCACCUAUUGUGACCGUGGACAUCAUUUCGAGCUUGACCAACGAACAUCAAGGUAGAUGUUCAGACUUGGAUGAUGAAGACGGGGAUUGGCGUGAUAGCAUGGACUAUGUGUGUUUAGCUGGCAUGAAAAGCACGGAGUUCAAUGUGGGUAAAGACAUUGACAUAUCAUCCACAUACCUCCUCAAUAUUCUGUCAGACCACCCUGUACAGCCAACAGCUGCUUGUGGAGGUCCAUCGACGCCAAAGGUGAUGGCCACGACUUCGUCCUUGACACCGAUGGAUGAUGAGUGGGCGGAAUGGAGAUAAGCAGCUUCGUUGUAUAUUACGGUCAAUUAGACCAAAUUUAC